GCUGCCUCCGCCGCGCUGGUCGAUGCUGCUGCCGGUCUUAUCAUGCUGUACAAAAAGAUCUUCUCGGCCAUGAAGUCGGCAAACAAGAUACAAAAAGACGACCAAACAUACAUGGAGCAGUUUCGCACCUUGCAGAGUUACACUUGCGACUUGAUCAGUUGUUUGUACGGCGAGGAGGCGUUCAGAAGCCGCAACAACGGCAUCGUGUUCGAGAAACUUUCUCCUCAACUAGUCGGAAAAUUGUACUCUCUAAUGCCAGACAUAGAUACAAAGUUCAGCCUUCGGAACCACAUAGCGUUCGCACCGUACACCUAUAUGCAGUUGGAAGCCAUAGAUCACGCAGAUGCGGAUAAUAAGCUAUGGUUCGACUCGGUCAUAGACCAAGAGUUUCCUAAUCUGAGCAAUUUCCUAAAGAAGGCGGUGCCCGAGAUUCGUUCUUAAGCAGUUUAGAUUAGGUGUUAAAUUAGGUUUGUUGAUCAUCCGCCUUAAUUAACUAUAGUUGGGGACCAAAUACAGAUAA
This is a messenger RNA of Ostrinia nubilalis (European corn borer), 520 nucleotides long. RefSeq lists its product as uncharacterized. NCBI's taxonomy places the organism in Eukaryota, Metazoa, Arthropoda, Insecta, Lepidoptera, Crambidae. The transcript is spliced from 2 exons. The record is from RefSeq and is a predicted model, not a curated record. Bases 43 to 441 code for a protein of 132 amino acids.